Molecule: messenger RNA, 3098 nt
Organism: Morus notabilis
Lineage: Eukaryota; Viridiplantae; Streptophyta; Magnoliopsida; Rosales; Moraceae
Product: leucine-rich repeat receptor-like serine/threonine-protein kinase At1g17230
Exons: 4
Coding region: 478-2532 (684 amino acids)
Biological process (GO): protein phosphorylation
Molecular function (GO): protein binding; protein kinase activity; ATP binding
Source: RefSeq, a predicted model, not a curated record
AACAAGCUUGAAAUCUAAUUGUCCCAAAAAGCCAGAGUGUGAACACUCUCUGUCAGCAACCCAAACCAACCCAGAAGCCAAAAAAAGUGACAUUCCACAAUUCACACGUAUUCUCUUCUCUCUCUUUCUUCCCAGAAAAAUUCACACAAAAUUUCCAAACCAAAGACUCAAACAAGAACUCGAGAACUCAACACUAACAAACUUCUUUUUUAAACAGAAAACAAGAAAGAGCUGAACUUUCACACAAAAAAAAAAAACACACUCUUUUCAAGCUCGUUGCAGCAACGGGUCUUCUUUUAAUUUUCUCAUUUCUACAACUCUUUCCAAACCUUUUAACAAGAAUAUGAAAGAACGUAACUAAACAAACACGGGUUUUCUCUCUCUUCCCGCUUUCUCACUCUAAGCAAAGAAGAUAAUCUUUUAUCAAAGAACGAAACUUUCAUAAAAAAGAUCACACCUUUUAUCUCAAAGCCCAAAAUGAUUCAUCUCAAUUUUCUCGUUUCAAUUACUCUUUUCCUGGCUUUCUUCUCAAACCCAAGUCGUGUUUACGGAAAUGCGGAGGUUGAGGCUCUAAUGGAGCUGAAAUCGUCUCUGGACCCAGAGAACAAGUUCCUGAGCUCAUGGACCAAAGAUGGCGAACCGUGUAGUGGCUCAUUUGAAGGUGUGGCUUGCAAUGAACACCACAAAGUGGCUAACAUUUCUCUGCAGGGAAAAGGGCUCUCCGGCAAGCUGUCGUCGGCGGUGGCCGAGCUCCGGUGCCUGUCGGGUCUGUACUUGCACUACAACAACUUGUCGGGAGAGAUUCCGAGAGAACUCUCCAAUCUUACUGAGCUCACUGAUCUCUAUCUCAAUGUUAAUAAUCUCUCUGGAGAUAUUCCUUCUCAGAUCGGUAAAAUGGCAAGUCUUCAAGUUCUACAGCUAUGUUGUAACCAGCUGAGUGGAAAAAUACCAACCGAGAUGGGGUUGUUGAAGAAGCUAAGUGUUGUUGCUUUACAGUACAACAAACUAACAGGUGAAAUCCCUCCAAGCUUAGGAAAUCUUGGGAUACUCAAAAGGCUUGAUUUGAGCUUCAACACACUCUCUGGUAAAAUUCCCACAACACUAGGUACUAUUCAAUCAUUGCAAGUCCUAGACCUCAAAAACAAUUCUCUCUCUGGAUUUGUCCCUCCUGGUCUGAGGAGAUUAAAUGAGGGAUUUCAUGCUGAGAACAAUCCAAGCUUGUGUGGAGUUGGGUUUGCUAAAUUGAGAGCCUGCACAUCUUUUGACAAUUAUAAUAUGGAUGUUGGUGUAUUUGGCCCUAGUGGAUCUAAUGGAAAUGCCACUGAUGGUCCAACACAAAACCCCGAGUCCGCAAACUUCCAUUCAACUUGCAACCGAGCGCAUUGUGCUAGGUCGACAAGGUUUUCGCUGGCUGCAGUUGUUGCAGUGGUGAUUGCAGUCACCAUAAGUAUGAUAGCAAUAGUGUUUCUUAUCAUCAUAAGGUACCGGCGGCAAAAACAGAAGAUUGGAAACCAUUGUGAUCCUUCAGACGGCCGUCUUAGCAUCGACCAGGCUAAGGAGUUUCGGAGCAAGAGUGCCUCCCCACUUGUGAGCCUUGAGUACUGCAAUGGGUGGGAUCCAUUAGGUGAUGGUCUAAAGGGAAUUGGGUUGUCUCAGGAAUAUCUUAACAACAAGAAGUUCAACAUGGAGGAUAUUGAGUCUGCAACACAGUACUUUUCUGACGUGAAUUUACUAGGGAAGAGCAAAUUCUCUGCUGUCUAUAAAGGGGUUUUGAGAGAUGGUUCUGUUGUGGCUAUCAGAAGCCUUAAUGUCACGAGCUGUAAGUCCGAGGAAGACGAGUUUUUGAGAGGGCUGAACCUGCUUUUUUCACUGAGACAUGAGAACCUUGUUAAGCUGAGAGGUUUCUGUUGCUCAAGGAGCAGAGGUGAGUGCUUUCUCAUCUAUGAUUUCGCUCCCAAUGGAAGCCUCUCUCGGUAUCUUGAUUUAGAAGAAGGAAGCGACGGAGUUCUUAGUUGGUCUAAGAGAGUCACGAUCAUCAGUGGCAUUGCAAAAGGUAUUCAAUACUUACACAGCAGUGAAGCAAACAGACCUGCCAUAGUCCACCAAAACAUAUCAGCCGAGAAGGUUCUCAUCGACCAGCAGUUCGACCCAUUGAUCUCUGAUUCGGGGCUUCCUAAGCUUCUCGCCAAUGACAUUGUCUUCUCAGCUCUCAAGACGAGCGCCGCCAUGGGAUACCUAGCCCCGGAGUACAUCACCACAGGCCGCUUCACACAGAAGAGCGACAUCUACGCAUUUGGAGUCAUCGUCCUGCAAGUUUUAUCUGGACAGUUGAUGCUUACAAACUCAAUGCGAACGGGCGCAAAAUCUGGAAGUUUCGAAGACUUCAUGGACGCCAAGCUAAAAGGAGAGUUCUCUGAGUCCGCAGCAGCCAAGCUGGGCCAACUCGCCUUAACUUGCACGCAUGAGGUUCCCGAGGAAAGGCCAACUGUGGAGGAAGUUAUCCAGGAACUGUAUAGGAUGACCGAACCUUAAUUUUUAUAUGGAUAUUCUUAUGGUAAGGAAUGCUCUUCUUCACCAGGCUCUUUAAGCCAUUGGGUUUAGUCUGAUAUAUCAGUAUCCACAUUAAAAAUUUGCACCGCACUAAAGCGCUCCCACUCAUAAAUCAAACCGUUGAAAAAUUAAUCAAACUGCUAAAAAAGCCUAAACUACCGGUAGUGAAAGAAACUUUGCCUACUAUAAAACUUUCCUUUUCAGAUGUGAAGAAGUUUGCCUGUGAUGGUGCUCUGAGAGGAGAUUAUAUAUGAAGUCUCUCAAGAUCACGUCUUUAAUGAAGGAUUUGUUUCUUAGUGAUGUAAACUUGUGGCUUUUCUGGAGAUUUGAGGCAGACCCAGGAAGAGAAAGAAGUAACUAAUACAAGUUUCCUCCAGUUCCUGUGUAGAUUGGAGAAUGGCAAAGGGGAAACUCUUGGUGGCACAAUUGACUUUCCGGUGAUUUGUUUGUAAUAAUUUUAUUUAUUGUAAGUUGGCUGAGACUGAACCCUGAUAUUCUAAAUUUUUGUGAAUUCUAAAGUAAUGAUCAACAGCAGUAUUUUCUUCAAA